AAAGCGAGAAAAAUGUUGUUAUGAAAGACACUUUUGAUAAAACCCACGCUAUUACAUUAAACAUUUUAAAAUAUUUGAGGUCUCUUAGCUUCGCCACGCCAAAGGGCAACCCAGGAAUCCUUUUUAGAGUGUAUUUCUAAUUGAUGGUGAUAAUAAAACUGAAAGUCUUGACGAGUAGGAAGCAUUGGAAGCAAGUGAAGUAACUGUUUGAACCUUUUAUGGGCUCUUGAGGAUUGAAGCAUCUACGUCUGUGCUCCUCGAGAAUAGCAUCUACUACAGUAAUUGCUUUUUUGCGAAAGGAGGAUGAUAGAAACCCCAGCAAUGCCGGUCGAGGUAACUGGCUCGGAUGGCGAUUCGAAAAUCGUUAUUACAGUCGAUUUUUUGACCCCGCGUAGGAGGAAAAUGCGUUCUCCAAUCAAAACCGAGGUGACGUUCAGUCCGAGAAGAGAAAAACAUGAGAUGGAACUGCCCGAAAACUGUACUGACUCAGAGGCAAGACUUAUCGAGAAUACACAAAAAAUUGAACUUUUAUCCGAAAUAAAUGAGGUGCUUCAUGAGCGGCAAAGAGUAGUGCAAAAACACAACGUUUUACUGCAGAAAGUAAACCAACUUCAAAACCAGGUACAAGAAGCCCACUUGAGGGUACAAAGCUUAUGGGAGGAGAAUAUCAACAACUUAAAAGAGAAGAACCUAACGCUAGAAAAGGAACUAAAAGGGCUGAGAGAUCAGAUUGCCCAAGCUGUAGAGCAGCAGAGCAAAGGGCAGGUUUUCAAACUCAACGACCUAGCUCAUGAGUCUUCCACUAGGCACAAGGCUGACGUUCCUUCCAGAAAGGCUAAUUAUAAAAUAAUCGCCAGUCGUCUCCAAGACGAAAUCAAAGUCCUGAGAACACGUCUCAAUAAAACGAAAUUGAAGUUACUCUCUGAAAUGAAGAGGAAAGAAGAGGUGGAGAAAGAGGUUCGAAUCCUCCGGUCGAGCAUGUCGAAAAGAAGCAACAGUGCAUCCUCUCUACACAGCCCGACGCCAGAGGAGCAAAACUCAUUGGAAACAUGACGCCCAAUCUCGAUCAACCUCAUCCUCUAUUGAAUUUCAGACAAUUUAACGGGAAACGGAAAAGCCAAAUUUACUUUCGCUCCUCCCCUCAUGUUAUGUUGUUCGUGUGACCCGACGAUUUCAACUUAUGCAUGCACACUGAAAAAUAAAAAUCUUAAAUUUGCCGCCAAGACACUUUUGUAUCUUGAUUCAAGCUGAUUUUUAUUCUAGGAACAAGGAUAAAAAAAGCUUAGGUUAAGCACAAAAGUAGCUUAAAUUAAGCAGAAACAUUCUUGGUUCAAGAAAAAAUAUUUCUUGGCGGCAAAUUUAAGCUCCUGUUUUUUAGUGCACGCUAGGAGAGAGGAGAAGCGUUGUGCCGCUCAAAUCGAUGAUAAAACUUAGAGUUGUCUCAUUCCCAAAUAGCACAAUGCAACGGAUAUACUGAAAUUAUUUUGCAAUUUAAUGCAAUAAAAUUGCAAUAUUGUCACGUAGUUUGGCCAGUAAAUGCCAAUUUUAAAAGAUCAAUGAAAUAAAUGAUCAGAUACCAACAGGGUCGGAUUUACCUACAUGCCGCCCAUGGACCGCCUGUAUUUUGCCGCCCCUUCUCAUUCGUUUUGAAACA
Messenger RNA from Bemisia tabaci, 1654 nucleotides. RefSeq lists its product as uncharacterized. The record is from RefSeq and is a predicted model, not a curated record. Lineage: Eukaryota; Metazoa; Arthropoda; Insecta; Hemiptera; Aleyrodidae.